Messenger RNA from Salvia miltiorrhiza (redroot sage), 990 nucleotides. Its product is annotated as probable aquaporin TIP-type. Gene Ontology annotation, cellular component: plant-type vacuole membrane. The record is from RefSeq and is a predicted model, not a curated record. Lineage: Eukaryota; Viridiplantae; Streptophyta; Magnoliopsida; Lamiales; Lamiaceae. The transcript has 3 exons. The coding region runs from base 90 to 839 and encodes 249 amino acids. Gene Ontology annotation, biological process: water transport; transmembrane transport. Gene Ontology annotation, molecular function: water channel activity.
AAAUUAGAAGUUGUAAAAUUCGAAACUUUAUAUUUUCUCUCUAUAUUUCUUUGAGCUUUGAAAUUAAAAAUAAAAAUAAUAAAAAUAGAAUGGUGAAAAUUGGUUUUGGCAGCGUUGGCGACUCAUUUAGCGCGGCAUCAAUUAAGAGUUAUGUAGCUGAAUUCAUCGCCACUCUUCUCUUCGUUUUCGCCGGUGUCGGCUCUGCCAUGGCUUAUAACAAGCUAACAUCAGAUGCCGCACUCGACCCGGCGGGCUUGGUGGCGGUGGCGGUGGCUCAUGCAUUUGCACUAUUUGUGGGAGUGUCGAUGGCCGCCAACAUUUCCGGCGGCCAUCUCAAUCCCGCCGUGACAUUUGGAUUAGCCAUCGGAGGGCAUAUCACUAUCCUCACCGGCCUUUUCUAUUGGAUUGCACAAUGUCUUGCCUCCAUUGUUGCUUGUCUUCUACUCACAUUUGUAACUGGCUUGGGUGUUCCGACACAUGGAGUUGCAGCGGGACAAAGUGAGAUCCAAGGGGUAGUAAUGGAAAUAGUGAUUACUUUUGCACUAGUUUACACUGUAUACGCCACUGCCGCAGACCCCAAGAAGGGCUCAAUUGGCACAAUUGCCCCCAUUGCAAUUGGAUUCAUUGUCGGGGCCAACAUCUUGGCCGCUGGCCCGUUUAGCGGAGGCUCCAUGAACCCGGCCCGAUCAUUUGGGCCCGCCGUCGCCAGCGGGAACUUCGCUCAGAACUGGAUCUAUUGGGUCGGCCCGCUUAUCGGCGGCGGGCUCGCGGGCCUCAUCUACGGUGAUGUUUUCAUUGGGUCCCACUCUGCAAUUCCAGCUGACGAUUAUGCUGCUUGAGCCCAUGCUUUCAUUUCUUUGUUUGCUUUGUUUCAUAGUGUUGCAAAUGUAAUGGGCUUUUCUUUUUGGAGUUUUAUUUUUCUACUUGGCAAAAAGGUGGUGUAUUUUCUCAAUUUCAAAUAAAAAUGUAAAUAAGUUCCGAAUUUUGUGA